Messenger RNA from Mytilus trossulus (common blue mussel), 478 nucleotides. Its product is annotated as C-type lectin domain family 4 member E-like. NCBI's taxonomy places the organism in Eukaryota, Metazoa, Mollusca, Bivalvia, Mytilida, Mytilidae. The transcript is spliced from 4 exons. Bases 43 to 339 code for a protein of 98 amino acids. The record is from RefSeq and is a predicted model, not a curated record.
GUUCACGAUAAGGAACACGGUUGGUAACUUAAUUUAAACAGGAUGAUUUCUUUAACUUUCUUAUUUCUUGUUAUUUAUGCCGGUGCAGUAAAUGCAGGAUGCCCAUUUGGUUGGUACUAUUUCUCCGAAUCUUGCUAUCUCUUCAGUUCAUACAAGCUUGACUGGUUCAGGGCAGCUGCAUCUUGUAAUGCUCACCAUUCAAAUCUAGUCAUUGUUGAAAGCAAAGAAGAGGAGAUAUUCAUAAGGAACACAUCAAUGACAUUAAAAAGAGGAUUCUGGUUGGCACUGAUGAUGUGGUUGAAGGAUACUGGAAAUGGGCAACAACAGAGGCCAAUUUGACUUAUACCGACUGGUAUCCAGGGCAACCUAGUAACGGUGGUAGUACUCACAAUGAAGAUUGUGCGCAUAUAUAUCCGGGUCUUAGUUACAGAUGGAAUGACAUCCAUUGCACGUAUGAAGAAUAUUUUAUUUGUGAAGA